Lycium barbarum (goji berry) is the source of this 1705-nucleotide messenger RNA. RefSeq lists its product as uncharacterized. Lineage: Eukaryota; Viridiplantae; Streptophyta; Magnoliopsida; Solanales; Solanaceae. Bases 134 to 1276 code for a protein of 380 amino acids. The transcript has a single exon. The record is from RefSeq and is a predicted model, not a curated record.
UAUCCCUCAUUUGGUCCUAAAAAGACAACCUUUGCACACUCUACAGUAACCAACCCCCUCCCCCAAAUCCACCCAUCAUUUUCUCCGUCCCCAUUUUCAGAUCAUCAAAACCCAAAAACCAAAGCGCAAAAAAAUGGAACAUCAUACAACAACAAGCAGAGCAGAAGCAGAAAGAUUACUAGGUGUUGCAGAAAAACUCUUACGGGAAAAAGAUUUCGCCCCUUGCAAAGAUUUCGCACUUCUUGCUCAAGAAACUGAGCCUUUAUUAGAAGGACCUGACCAGAUCUUAGCCAUUGCUGAAGUUCUUUUAGCUUCAACGAAACGUAUCAACAAUCACCAUGAUUGGUACUCUAUUCUUCAAAUCCAAGGUCGUACUGAAGACUCUGAACUAAUCAAGAAACAGUAUCGUCGUUUUGCUCUUCUUCUUCAUCCUGAUAAGAACAAAUACCCAUCUGCAGAUUCAGCUUUUGGUCUUGUUGCUGAUGCUUGGGCUGUUCUUUCAGAUCCAACAAAAAAGGGUCUUUAUGAUAACGAGCUUUCUCUUUUUACAAGGGUUAAUUUGGCUCCAACUAGAGGUAGACCAAGAGGACCAAGAGGUCCUUAUAAUAAACAGCAGAAAAAACCAGAUGAGAAGUUGCCUGUGAGGAGGAGUAGUCGGGCCAGCGGGUCCGGGUCGGGUCAAAAUCAGAACCCCAGCCCGAGUCCGGUGAGCCAGAGGAGCUUUCAGAGUGGGUCGGUUCAAAACCCGAACCCGGGUCCAGCUAAGAUGGCGACACCGGUGAGUGGUGGGAUGAGAGGGCAAAGUGUGGUGAAUUUGUGGACAGCUUGUCCUUAUUGUUAUAAUUUGUAUGAGUAUCCUAGGGUUUAUGAAGGGUGUUGUUUAAGGUGUGAUAGAUGUAAGAGAGCUUUUACUGCUACUGAGAUUUUGUCAAUGCCACCUUUGGUGCCUGGGAGAGAAGCUUAUUAUUGCAUUUGGGGUUUUUUUCCAAUGGGUUUUGUGAAUGGUGAUUUGGAGAAUUUGGGAAAUGGGAAAAGUGCUGCUAAUGCUGCUGCUGCUGUUGGUGCAUUUCCUACUUGGAUGCCACCUAUGUUUUCAUCUGAGGGGAAUGUGAAUGUUGCUAACCAAAAUGCUACUCCAACACCGGGUCCUGUUCCGGUUUCGGCUGCUGCUCCGGCUUCGGUGCCAGCUCAGCCUCGGCCUCAGGCUCCUGCUGCUGCUCCGAGACCGGUGUCAACAGGAGCUAAGAAAAGAGGUAGGCCUAGGAAGUAUGCCUAAAAAGGAUUCAUGUUUAUGGUUUCUAAAAUGAAUUGCCUCAAGAAUUAAUGUUUAGUGAUCGAGUUGAUUAGGGGGUCAUGGAGGUUUGAGGCAGAUGAAAGUGGUAAGGUUUACAUGAGCUGCCAAGAAUCUUCUUAAAUUGAAUGAUUCGAUGUCGUAGUAAGUUGAGUAGUGAGCAAAAGUAGCUGUUUUUCUUCGUUCAUGUGAAGAAGUAUAUAUGCUGACCCCAGAACUGCACAAGUGUGCUUCUUCUCAUUGUAGAAAUUGCUCUUAGCUUGUUGUUGUUAGAUGUCUUGUGUUUGUAGAAAUUUCUCUUGUUGGUAGAUUUCCGGGGUUUGUAGGUACUAUAUUUAUUCAAUUUUCAGGUUUGUAGUUGUUGACUUGGUUGUAGUUGAAUGAUCUUUUAUUUCAAACUUCUAAAUUCUCUUA